CCGUCUUUGCCUAACCCAACAAGAGAUCCGGGAAGAACCAAAACCUAUGAUUUUAUUCAGGUGACAACGUGACAGGUAGUGGCGGUUCCUCAUUUGGUUAUCCCCGGAAACAACCGCGCACGCAAUCGGUGCUUACCAAAUCUUUAAAGAUAAGAAUUUGAUAAUCAAGUUGCAACAUUUCAAACGCCUUUUAAACGGUCAAUGAUAGCCCCUCUGCCUCUGGGAAUGGGGGAUGUUUCUUCGAAACUUCCCAAUUCCUGCGACGUUGUCUUCUCGGGUAGCUAAGCUCCGGCUUUUUCUUGAUUUCUCCGACAUAUUCAGUUUCUUUUGUUUUCCCCAUUGCCCCCACGUGAUUUAGUAUCUGUUGUUAUCUGGGUUUGGGCUAUAUCUUAUUGCCAGAGAAAGAUUCGACCUUCAAGUAAGCAAACAAGCUCUUCUUUUUCUGGGGUGUUCUGCUCAUUUGGGUUUGGAAUCGGUUUCUGAUGGUCGUUGAGGGGUUUCCGGUGAUAUUUGACGCUGCUCAUCUUGUGAAGGCCUCGACUUUCCACGAGGAUAAUAGACUCUGGACCAAAUUUGGUGUGUACGUUGCAUCGGGAAACAUUUUGAUUGGCUACUUAGAGAAUAGCUGUAUUGAUAAUGGACGUGGCAAGAGAGGAAGCAAUCAGUUUUAGGGAUGCAGAAGAAAUGGAUCAAGAAACCUCCGAAGAUACUCCUCUUAGAGAAACCACCCGCCUCUAUAGAACCCACUUUCCAGGGGCCGUGAGGCAAAGGGCCUAUAUAUUUGAUGGGCAAGGGAGGUUUUAUCAUAAGGAGUGGGAUCUAGCUGAAGGAAGUGGCAAUGAAUUUUGCUGGUACCAUGUGGAACUCCCAAAAGGAAACCAGAAGCUGUCGCAAUCCGCCCAGUAUCUCAUUGAUGUUCUUUGCCCGCCUUUGAAGCUGCAAGACAUUCUCUCACUAGUGAGUAAUGGACCAUUUUGCGGACACGUUGAUGGGGCGCUUGUUUUUAGGAUUAACUCACCUGGUCCACCAUCUAGCAACUACACGUUCAGAAUUGCUGCUAGGGUUACGGAGAACUCGGUUAUUACUGUGUCUCUAGGUCGCGUGCCCCGUUUGGGGUUCUCGACGAUGGGUGAAUCUCUUCUCUCGGAAAUUCCUAGCAUAGAAAAUCCCUCUUACACCAGAGAUGAGCAGAAGGAAGGGAGUAUUGUAAUAAAGGAGCAUGUCCUCGAGUUCUUGUUAACGAUGAAUCACUCUGAGGAGGCUGAUAACCCAGUGCCAAAAUCCGUCUCGAAUCUUGUUGUUCACAUUCUGGAUACACAUGUGGAUCACUUGCAAGAUGUUGCUACCAAACUUGAGAUAGACUUGGACUCAGUGGAGCUCGAAUUGGAUAAAGGUGGUUCUGCUUUGAAGAAACAAAUGUUGGAUAAUAGGAGAUUUCCCAAAAUGCAUCUGAAUUUGCAGCGGCUCUUGCAGGUGAUCGCCCAUGGUGAGCAGGUAUUCCCCCGUGUGAAAGAAAAAUGUUCUUCGAAACUGUGGUUUGCCAGCGAAGAUAUCAGCUCUCUCGAAGAAUUAAUUGGACGUUUGAGAAGACUAAAGGAGAACGUGGGAUUCAUAGCAAACCGGGUUACAGCUAUCCAAGCUGGUCUAGAUAGCUGGCAGUCUGAGCAGAUAAACAGGAAACUAUAUUACCUAUCAUUCCUUUCCAUAAUAUUUCUUCCGCUAUCAAUCAUCACCGGAGUUUUUGGCAUGAAUGUGGGCGGAGUUCCAUGGACGGAGCAAAAGGACCCGGCGUUAAAGGACGGGUUCCGCAAUGUGAUGUUGCUUUGUGUGGGAUUGCUAUUUCUUGCGCUUCUCUGCUUCGUUUUCCCAGCUUUGUAUAAACGCUUGGCCGAAUGGCACAGGAAGAGGGUCAUUCAGAGAAGUUGGUCUCUCAACAGGAAGUCGUUUCUCAAGAGAACCCGCGGGCAUGACGAAAGAGGAGGUUAUUUGAGAAUAUGAAAUGAAGUGCGAGUGGCGCUGCUAUAUUUUGGGGCGGUAAAUAUCCUCUAUACUUGGCAAAAUCUUUCCCUCUUUUCGUUCCUAAUUACCGGUUAUCAUGAUUUUCCAUUCUAUCAUUUCUCUCAUCAGUUUUCUUGGAUGGGGUCUCGAACAUUGUGCAAACAACACAGACGAUUGCGCUUUAGUCGCUCCUCAGUUGCUCUCUACACCCUUUUAGUGAAGCUGCAGGUCUAUUGAACCAUUCCUUCAAUUGAGUUUCCCUCUUUUCUUGUAGGGGAUACUUGACCUACUGGUUGUAUUCUUGUUGACAGAUUGUAUAGUGUGUCUCCUUUGCCACAAAUAUACAUCAAUUUUUUAAUUAAGGAAAUCGAGUUGUAUUGCCGGGCCAUUGAAGAAGAAAAA
Messenger RNA from Rhodamnia argentea, 2400 nucleotides. RefSeq names its product zinc transport protein ZntB. Gene Ontology annotation, biological process: metal ion transport; transmembrane transport. The coding region runs from base 637 to 1998 and encodes 453 amino acids. NCBI's taxonomy places the organism in Eukaryota, Viridiplantae, Streptophyta, Magnoliopsida, Myrtales, Myrtaceae. The record is from RefSeq and is a predicted model, not a curated record. The transcript has 5 exons. Gene Ontology annotation, cellular component: membrane. Gene Ontology annotation, molecular function: metal ion transmembrane transporter activity.